GCCCCCUCCUUGCCCUGCGCUCUCGCCUCUCUUGCUGGCUCCGCGUUUGGAGGAGGAGGAGGAGGAGGAGGAAGGAAGGCAGGCAGGAGGGAAGGCGCCCAGGGGUCUUUCUCUCGGGGCAAGGCAGGAGGUGGAGAGGGGACGCGGCGAGGAGGAGGAGGAGGAGGGCGGCUGCCUGCCUGAGCCCGCCACCCAUCAGGAUGUCGGACACGGAGGCAAAGCCUUCAACGGAGGACUUGGGUGACAAGAAAGAGGGAGAAUACAUUAAACUCAAAGUAAUUGGGCAGGACAGCAGUGAGAUCCACUUCAAAGUGAAAAUGACAACGCAUCUAAAAAAACUUAAAGAAUCAUACUGUCAGAGACAGGGAGUCCCAAUGAAUUCACUCAGGUUCCUCUUUGAGGGUCAGAGAAUUACUGAUAAUCAUACUCCAAAAGAGCUUGGAAUGGAAGAGGAAGAUGUGAUUGAAGUUUAUCAGGAACAGACAGGAGGCCAUUCAGCAAUUUAGAGUGUUUGCUUCUCUUUCCCCUCCCUCCUUCCCCUUUAUCCUUUUUUAUUUUUAAAUAAUAGUUUUUGUAAUGUGGUAUAUAACACUGAAUUGAAAUCAGCAACCCGCUCCCAUAUCUGGGGUAUUAUUUCCAAAUGUCUGUUCCGAAUUCUUGUUCUCAUUACACAUUUAUCAUUUGUUUUCAUUGUGCCGAAUUCUUGUGAUCCCGCCGUGUUGGUAUUUCCCUAUUUUUUCCUGUUUUCCUUUUUACAAACACACUCUUCCACACACAAAUUUGUGUGAUGACAAGGCUCCUGUGUUCAAGUUCGUGAACAGAUUUGCCAGAUGGGCAAAGGUUUCUAAUAACUUCCAUAUUGGUCUUCAAGUUUUGGUGUAUGGCUUCCUCUUGUGGAUUUUAAGAUACGGAGGAGAUGAAGCUUUUCUGAAAUCUGAACAGAAGUUCAACAUCUUGAAAUUAUGUACUGUUUUCUGUAGCUUAAGUAUCCAAGUACUGAUGGGGGAAAACAUAUUUUUUCUGGUAAUAUAUUUGAAACGGCUUUAACUGAAGAUAUGGAGAAUUCGCCUCCUAUUUACUGUCAGAAUAGCCCAGGAAAACCCUAAUUUUUAGUAUCUAAUAAUAACUUCCUGCAUCAAGAGGUAAUUAUGAUUUUUUACGUUGUUGUAUCUUUUGACUUGGAAUGUGGUUUGGAAUGAGCAUAGACUGUACCAACUUUCCUUUAAAUAAAUGAAAGGAAACCAAUUUGCAAACCUCUGCAUUUUCUUUUGAGAUGUCCGGACCUGUGAGACUAUUUGGCAAAAAGCAGUGAAGGCUAUUUAAGGGACUUAUGGUUUCACACAUAGGCCACUCUUUUGGAAUCUUAUGCUAUUAAGAAGUUCAAAUUGGAUUCAUUUUUUGAGCCAGCAUCCUUUUUGCUGCGUGCGCUCAAAUAUUAAAUAGCACCGUAUUUUUUCAGUUGUGUUUUGCAUUUGCACCGCGAGGCUCAAUAUAAAAGAAAAUUAAGUUAUAAGACUUGAGGAGGAAAAAAAGACAAACAUUUGUCUCGUAAUAUUUUCUCUAGAUGUGAUAGCUGAUAGGACCCACCAAAGUCGUCUUUUCAGAAGUUAGUUCAAGAAAGUGUCAUUGACAUUGAUGGGACUGAAAUUAGUCAUGACGUACAUGAUCCAACCUUUUACAUACAGCUUAAGCAUAACCUCUUCUUUGUUGAGAUCCAAGUACUGCCUUGGAAACCCUAAAUAAUCCUGGACCCGGGUCUGUUCAGAUUACCUCUUCUAUGGAAAUGAAAAUAAAUCUUGUGCGUCAAGGUGCUUAUUCGAAAGGGCAGAGACAGUUGAGCAAGCACUGAUCCAAGGUCAAUGUACUCAUCCUUUGAAGUUUAAAGUAUUGCCACUUGACUUCAGGAGGGUCUGGAUUUUGGACCUUAAACCCGAUCCCAUCUCUAUGUACGUAAGUCUACCCCCUUUCCACAGAGGUCAUGUCUAUGUAAGUGUUCUUAGAGUGUAGAUAGCUCUCUGCGAAUUUACCAAGCUGAUGCAAAAUACAACAAAGGGUCAGAACAACUUUCUGAAACGCCAGCUUUCACUGGUUUUGUGGAGUUUAUUCUGUGAUGUAGUAUUUUGAAAUGAGGACUCCUCCCUUUUGAAUGAAAAGCUUCCUGAUCAGUGUCUAGUUCAGCAUUGUUCAUCUUCCCACCUAUUUUAGUAAUUUGCAGAACGGUGUCAUAGAAAGCCUGUCAUGCUAGAAGGGAUUUUUAGCUCAGGUUUGUAGUAUGGUAAAUGGCAGGAUUAGAAACACGAUGCUCUACCUCUGCCUUUUUUUUUCCUUGCAAGGGGAGUGGGAAAAGAACAGAAAUUGAGAAUGCAAUGUUACUAAGCAUGUUUUCAAAACCGGUUAAUUGUAAGUUAAACCUUUUAUUUCAAGUUGGCACUUACUGUAAAGUGUUAAAUGGAUUUUUUCCAACGCUUGUAGUUUCCAUAUCCCACUUCUGAUGCCUUUUUGUACACAUGUUAACCUUUUUUUAAAAAUUAAAAUCUGUUUUCAAAAAUCAA
Molecule: messenger RNA, 2552 nt
Organism: Anolis sagrei ordinatus
Lineage: Eukaryota; Metazoa; Chordata; Lepidosauria; Squamata; Anolidae
Gene: SUMO1
Product: small ubiquitin like modifier 1
Biological process (GO): protein sumoylation
Cellular component (GO): nucleus; PML body
Molecular function (GO): ubiquitin-like protein ligase binding; protein tag activity
Source: RefSeq, a predicted model, not a curated record